This is a messenger RNA of Oreochromis niloticus (Nile tilapia), 6174 nucleotides long. It is a transcript of the gene dna2, whose product is annotated as DNA replication helicase/nuclease 2. Gene Ontology annotation, molecular function: single-stranded DNA helicase activity; 5'-flap endonuclease activity. NCBI's taxonomy places the organism in Eukaryota, Metazoa, Chordata, Actinopteri, Cichliformes, Cichlidae. Gene Ontology annotation, biological process: replication fork reversal. The transcript has 25 exons. The coding region runs from base 423 to 4643 and encodes 1406 amino acids. The record is from RefSeq and is a predicted model, not a curated record. Gene Ontology annotation, cellular component: cytoplasm.
AACCGUUGGGUGGCAGCAUGAUUCAUCACUUUACUUCCUGUUCCGCCAAAAGUUGUUUUCUUUUAUCUAGCGGAACUGCACAGAUGUAAUUUCCGUUCCGCGAAACUGAAAAUUGGCGCGCUAGACUUUUAAACAAGCUCAGCGGCAGACAGAGAAGUUGAAUGACAACGCUGAACCAGCACCGUUGUUUCUUUAAAAAAUGGAGCAAUAAGGUUUACUGUGGCCGGGACAUUAGUGAUUCAUGUCGGUGUGGUGGAGAUGCAGAGUCGGUCGAAAUUAAGUGAAACGAGCGGUCUUCUGGAAACUGUGACGGUGGCUGCUGGGGUUAGGCUGCUCCCGAGAACAGGAUAACCACCAGCUCAUUAAAGAAGCGCCCUGAAGCAGCUGCGUUCAAACACCUGGCUGCUGUUUAAACUGUCGCCAUGAACAGGAUGAAAAUGAAGAAAGCCGAGGUACUCCGAGGCUUACCUGGGGGGCAGAAGCACAUCUCUGCCUUCUUUUCCUCCCAGAACCUAAAGGUCUUCCCGAAUUCCACAAAAGUAUCCACCACGGGUGCUGUCCAGCCCAAGACUGAGCCUCCAAUCAAAGAUGGUGAAAGCUCUCCGUUCAGACUCCAUUCCCCAUUAAAGAGGAGUGUCCUUGGGGACCUUGAAAACUUCCUUACCUCCUCACCAGAUCUUCUACUCUCUGUGCCUGAGACGCCAAACAGUCAAAUCAGGCAUACAUGCUCUCCAUCCUUUAAGAAGGACCUCAGCAGGAAGGUGGUGUGCCUGGCAAACCUCGGCCAGCUGUCUCCUGUCUGUCGCAGUCCCCGCUCCAAAGGGCCAAAUUUACGGAAAGUAAUGGCUAAGGAUGGAGGAAAAGCCAAGAGGGAAGAUAGAUGGUCUGGCUCCAUGAAAAGACUGUUCAGCCCUCCUGAAGAGUCACAUGAUGCCAAGAGACCGAGAACUACCAGCCCAUUGACCACAGGAGCAGUGAUUAUAAGUAGAAGCCUGAAAGAAAGAAAUUCUAUAACUGAGCCAGAGAAAAUACCCUCCUUAGCCACUGAACGUUCAGCAGGUUGUUAUGACAGGUCUGUGGGUCACAGUCGAGGCACUGAAUUGAUCUUAAAUGAUGGUAGAAGUGCAAUAAUGUCAGCGCAGUCUGUGUCUUCCCUCUCUUUGGGCCAAGAGAAGAAACCUCAGCAAGAACGUGAUGAGCAAGAUUCUGGUUUUACUUUUAUAGCGGAGCAGAAAGCAGCUGAGGCCAAAAUGAGCAGAAAGCUACACACUAGUCUGGAAAAGGACACUCCUAAUGCACAUGUGCAUGAAACCAGUGCUCAAGCUAUCACACCUGCACUGCAGGGAGGUUCAAAUGAGAGAGAGGUUCACCCAAACGUAAAAGAGACCACAAGAACAUCGAAAAAGGUUGGAGAUGAAGACCAAAAAACACAGGAUCAGGAGCAAAAUGGCGGAACGGCUCCUGCGUGUCCCACAGAAGAGCGACUGGAUGACAGCUGGUUUGCAGAGCAGAUGGAGCAUAACGAAGGUCUGAAGACGGAGGAUAAAUCCAAAAAAUCCCGUAAAGUACCAGACCAUGUAAUCCUUUGUGGAGGACCGAAAAACCGUUACUGGGUCAUCGAUGUUGAAGAGAGACCUGGCCUCAAAACGCUGACCAUCUCAUGCUCCAAGCUUCUACAUCCAGCUGAGACGUGUCUGCUCAGAGAUGGAUGGGAGAUGACACCUGUUCGUCCUGGUGAUGUGGUGCAUCUGGAGGGCCGCUCUGAUGGUGGAUCCUGGUUAGUGGACAGGGAGCAGGGCUUUCUGGUUUUACUACCUGAUAGCCUCAUCUCAGGUACCAGCAUCUCCAGCUCCAUCCGCUGCAUGAGGCGUGCGGUGCUGGGAGAUAUGUUCAAGAGUUUUGAUGGUGGCAGCAAGCAAAUGCUUAACGGCACCAUGGUCCAUGAAGUCUUCCAGAGAGCAGCUACAGCUAAAGAUUUUUCUUUGGAGACGCUGUCUAAGCUCGCUGAUGAGGCUUUGCACAGUCCUCGAUAUCUGGGAGAUAUGUACAGUUUGGGUGUAACUCAGGAAGAGAUGAAGCAGGAGCUCCAUGAUUAUCUCCCCUCACUGGAACACUGGGCAAAGGAAUACCUCAACUCUCAAACACCUAAAGCCAUCAGCCUUAAAAUCAGUGGUGGAGCUCCAAGUAGGUGUCAGGACUCGGGAGCUGUCGCUACUGUUACAGAGCUGGCAGACAUAGAGGAGAACGUUUGGUCUCCGAGGUUUGGCCUGAAAGGAAAAAUCGAUGUGACGGCCCGGGUUCGAAUCCAAAGACCGCGAAAUGGCUUUCACAGAAUUCCGGAAGAAAAGACCAUUCCUCUGGAGCUGAAAACUGGCAGGGAGUCAAACUCGAUAGAGCAUCGCAGUCAGGUGAUUCUGUACACUCUGAUGACCUCGGAGAGAUACAAUCCUGAGGCCGGCUUUCUACUUUACCUCAAGACUGGCAACAUGCACCCUGUAGCACCCAGCCACAUGGACCGCAGAGAGCUGCUGAAGCUAAGGAACACUUUGGUACAUCACAUUCACAGCUGUGUGGAGAAAGAGGCUGAACGAAGCUGCCUCUCCAGGCUGCCGGACAUACUGACCAACAGACAAACCUGCCAGUACUGUCCUCAAAAGAGAAACUGUGCCUUAUAUGAGAGGGCUGUGGAUCGUAGCUCUGCAGUCACUGAAGAUGUUAUACAUGAAUUUAUACAGCAGGAGACUGGCCACCUGACAUUGCCUCAUCUUAACUAUUUUUCCCACUGGCUGCUUCUCUGCUGCUUGGAGUCUGUCACCAUGGAGACUAGAAACAGCCGAAAGCGUGUGUGGCUUCAGACGGUUGAGGAAAGCGAGAAGAGCGGGAGCUGCGCAGGGAACCUGCAGCUCAGCGGACCAGUGAUAGCUCAGUCUGAAGGCGUUUUCCUUCAUCGUUUCCACCGCAGUCAUGUUGCUUCGCAGCAAGGUUUGACCAACAGCAGUCUCUCCAGCAGGGAUCGCAUUGUCGUUAGCGACCUGGAGGGUCGCCUUGUUGGCUUGGCAACAGGUUACCUGUGUGAGGUCAGCCAGACUGCAAUCAGCUGCACACUGGACAGGGACCUGUCGAAGUUCAGGGGUGUGACAUUUCGACUGGAUGGGGAUGAAGGUGUGGUGGGCUUCAGCACCCACCUCACCAAUCUCUCCAAACUGAUGGAAAACUCUCAGGACAGUGAUCGUCUGAGGGAGUUGGUCAUCGACCUUCAAGCUCCAGAGUUCAUCUCCAACCUCAGCUCUGUUUUGCCCAGGGAGGCUAAGGACACUGUGGCCGACAUCCUCAAAGGUCUCAACAAACCCCAGAAACAGGCCAUGAAGAAGGUGUUGUUAUCUAAAGACUACACACUGGUGGUCGGCAUGCCUGGCACAGGCAAAACCACAACCAUCUGCACCCUGGUUCGUAUCCUGCAUGCGUGUGGUUUUAGUGUGUUGCUGACCAGCUACACCCACUCUGCUGUUGAUAACAUCCUUCUGAAGCUUAAACGUUUCCGAGUUGGUUUUCUGCGUCUGGGUCAGGGACAGAAGGUUCAUCCAGACAUCCUGCCAUACACAGAAGAAAGUGUGAGGAAGAAGGGGGUUCACACACUAUCAGACCUGGAGCAGCUUUAUAACAAAGAACUGAUAGUGGCAACUACUUGUAUGGGCAUCAAGCAUCCUAUUUUUACUCGACGCCGCUUUGAUUUCUGCAUUGUGGAUGAGGCGUCACAGAUCAGCCAGCCUAUCUGCCUGGGACCUUUGUUCUACGCCAAGAGAUUUGUCCUGGUGGGAGACCAUCAACAGCUCCCACCAAUAGUGCAAAACCAUGAAGCCAGGUCGCUUGGGAUGGAUGAAAGUUUAUUUAAGCGACUAGAGCUGCAUAGUGAAGCAGUGGUACAACUCAACGUACAGUACCGAAUGAACAGGCAGAUCAUGUCUCUCAGUAACUCUCUGAUGUAUGACGGCCGGCUGGAGUGUGGCUCAGAGAGGACAGCCACAGCGCUGCUCACUCUGCCCUUCCUGCUGUCUGUCCAGUCUGAGCUGAGUUCGUACUCUGAGGCUCAUCCCCAGCAUGACCUGUCGUGGAUACAGUCUACACUGUUGCCGAGCAAUCCUGUUUGCUUCCUGGACUGCUCGAUGGUGCCUGCGCUAGAAUCAGUGGAGCAGGGAGGAAUAAGCAAUCACACCGAAGCUGCCCUCAUACACACUCUGCUUUCGCUUCUGAUAAAAGCAGGGUGUAAGCCCAGCGAUAUUGGUGUUAUCGCCCCCUACAGGCAGCAGUUAAAGACAAUUCUGGCUCUGCUGCAGUCGCCUGCAUUCACUGGCGUGGAGGUGAACACAGUGGAUAGAUACCAAGGACGGGACAAAAGUCUGAUUAUUCUUUCUUUUGUGAGGAGCACUGCAGAGGAAGGAAACUUAGGAGAGCUGUUAAAGGACUGGCGUCGCCUGAAUGUAGCCAUUACCCGCGCCAAACACAAGCUGCUGAUGGUGGGCUCGGCCACAACGCUACGACGCUACACACCAGUGGAGAAACUUCUCAACCAUCUUCAACAAGAGAACAUGAUUAUCCAGCUCCCAUCAGCUGCCCACAAGGCCUUACCCAGCAUGGACCUGUGAGAGAAUUCUAAGAGGCCAUGAAGGUGUAUCAGCUCGUGUGUAUGUCUCAGUGGAGGAGCACAUGGUUAUCAUUCACCUCAACUGUGCAGAGACCUAAAUGACCUAGAAGAGGCAGAAUGUCUCUUUUUAAAACCGAAUACUUGAAGUCUCCUGAAGAUCAAACGGUCUGCAGUAAUAGAAAUAAGACCUCAACUAAAGAACAAUGUUAUGAGUGCUACUGACAAUGUUGAUGUUCCUGUUUGUGUGAAAUUCUGAAUCUUUUGUAUAUUUUUGUAGAUCAAUAGAUGGCCAGCUGCCGGGGCUCGUGCGUUGGCCAGUUUUUAAUUCGACACUCUUAAAGCACCGCAGUUUUAAAGGUUUCCGUUAUUGUGCGUGCUAUGAAACAAGGUACUGAGACGGACCAGCUGAAAGGGUUGCAUACACAAUUGUACUGAAUCUUUAAGUUGGUCUUACAGUUAAAAUAUGUUGCUGUGUCACUAUGAUAGUUUAAAAUGUGAUGCAUAAACCUCAGUUUUGUCAGAAUGUUCAAAUACUUUUCAUCAGAUACCUCAAUCUCAACACUGAGAACAUUUUAGGUUUGACUUUUGGUACUUAAAGCAUAGAAAACUUCCCGCUGUGAAAGGGUGGGGACAGCUUUCACAGCCAGAUAAGCUCAUACAUGUCUGUCAGUGUGAAACUAGCCCAGUCUUUAGCAUAAAACAAACUAAAAAGCAAUAUGACGACAUCCAUCGUCAUGUGUAUGUGACAUCCUCCAGCUCUCUUUUAGAGGUAUAGUGUCAUUUCCUGUUUCCUAUGAUAGAGCUAUAGUAUUUAACCAGAAAUGUUAACUUUAAAAGAACUUAAUUAUAUCAGUGGGAAUCACUACACUUGUCUGCAGCUAGAAAAACUAAGUUUAUUCCAUUGUUUUCUUAGUAAAAACCUGUAUGAGUCAGAUGGCAGAACUACAUCUGUGCAGGAACAGAUUAUACAAAAGAACAUGUCAUCAUGAUGACUUUUAAUUUCAGGAAUAUGUACUAAAACAUUAUUUAGGAUCAAAACAAAUCUGCACAGUAUCAUUUUUACCAGUUUAAUCCAUAUCAGCUGUACUUAAUUUUAUUGAACCCCAUUCAUUAUUAAGCAGCAAAUGUGAAAAAUUCUCCCAACCACAAGGCUGUGACUCUUCUGAUUUUACCUGCUUUGUUCUUGUGUUUCUGUUUUUACCAUUUUAAAUCUUUUGGUUGUAAAUUUUUUUUUUUUGCUGUAAUGUUAUGAAUAAAUGAUAGAAAUCCUAACAAAGCCUACAGUAUGUUUGUCAGCUGAAUCAUUUCAGGAUUGAUCAGUCAGGACUUAAAUGUUUUUUUUUGUUUUUUGUUUUUUAUUUGAACCAUCUCAUUUUUAUUCAAGAGCCAUAAAGUGUCUAUCUGCAGGAACACAACUGAUGUGAUCGGUCACUGUCUUCUUAGAUGUGUCUCCGCCUAUAGUUUGAUUGUUCCCUGCAGAAUAGUGACGGUCUGUCCAGCUAUGUUGAUUCUUCCAUCAUCUCUCACUUCAA